Messenger RNA from Jatropha curcas, 2010 nucleotides. It is a transcript of the gene JKD, whose product is annotated as C2H2-like zinc finger protein. Gene Ontology annotation, molecular function: DNA-binding transcription factor activity. Lineage: Eukaryota; Viridiplantae; Streptophyta; Magnoliopsida; Malpighiales; Euphorbiaceae. Gene Ontology annotation, cellular component: nucleus. The record is from RefSeq and is a predicted model, not a curated record.
AGUAAGAUAUAAAAAAAAAAGAGGGUGACUGAGUGAGACCAAGAUAAUGAGAGAGAGAGAGAGAGAGAGGGGUUAAGGUAAGAGAAUAAGAAGAGAUAUUCUUUUUAGCCAUCAUAGUUUUUGGUGUUUUCUUUUGAAAUCAAACAAAGGCAAAACCAGAUCUCUGUAAGAAGAGUCCGAAGUUAGUUUUGGACUAUAUUAAAUUUAGUGGGUGAGUGUGUGGUUAUUAGAUUCAAAACUCGACUUGGGUAUCUUCUUGUUUUUUGGCAGAAUUAGAGAAAGAAAGUGAGAGAAAGAAAGAAAAUUAGUAGCUAUAUAUUUUGAAUACACCAAAGUUUUUUAGCUGUUUGUGUUUGGAGAAACUCUUGUUUUUUUGUUUGUACAGUUCUAUCUGUUUUUGCAAGCUUUCUUAGUUUGGUGUAUGUGACAAAAGUUUCACUUAAAGUUAAACUUCAAUUUAGAUAUACAAAUGAUGUCUGGUGAAGCUUUCUCAAUUCCCAGUUCUUUACCGGGGUUUGCUCUUCAAGAACAGAAUGCAAACCCUAACCCUAAACCUAAUCCUAAUCCAGCUGCCAAGAAGAAGAGAAAUUUGCCUGGAACACCAGAUCCAGAUGCUGAGGUUAUUGCUUUAUCUCCGAAGACUCUUAUGGCUACAAACCGAUUCGUAUGCGAAAUAUGCAAUAAAGGUUUCCAAAGAGAUCAAAACUUGCAGCUCCAUCGAAGAGGUCAUAAUCUUCCAUGGAAGUUAAGGCAACGAACGAACAAAGAAGUCAAAAAGAAAGUUUAUAUAUGCCCGGAAAAGACCUGCGUUCACCAUGAUCCGUCAAGAGCUCUCGGUGAUCUCACCGGAAUAAAAAAGCAUUUCAGCAGAAAACAUGGAGAAAAGAAAUGGAAGUGUGAGAAAUGCUCAAAGAAAUAUGCAGUUCAAUCUGACUGGAAAGCUCACUCCAAGACUUGUGGGACUAGAGAAUAUAAAUGCGAUUGUGGAACUUUAUUUUCCAGGAAAGAUAGCUUCAUUACGCAUAGAGCCUUUUGUGAUGCAUUAGCUGAAGAAAGUUCAAGAAUCAAUUCAACUAUACCGACAAAUCUAAAUUUCAGGAAUGAUACAGUAGCAGUGAAUUUGCCUCCUGGAGUAGUUCCAGGCUCCGGAGUUGAAGAUAUUGCAGACAUUAAUGUUUCUCAAUUCAGUUCUGCGGGUUUUAGAGCAGAUUUUAAUGGGUAUCAAAAUCCUGGCUUAUCUUUGUGGCUAAAUCAAGCAAAUUCUCAGAUGAAUCCUGCUAAUACUCUCUAUCCAUCUUCGAGUUCAACUGGGUUGCCCAUUUAUGGUUCAUCAUCAAGCAAUACCAGUUUUGGUAAUUUAAGCCUAUCAGGAUUGGCUCAUGGAUUAAAAGAAGAAGAAGGUGACAAUAAAGGGACUAAUUUGGUGGAUUCUUCAUUGCCUUCUCUGUAUUCUGAUAACAAUAGCAAUCAAAAUAAGCAAUCAAAGUCAACUGGACCAAUGUCUGCUACUGCUCUUCUCCAAAAAGCAGCACAAAUGGGUUCUACAAGAUCAAAUAAUCAAUCUUUUUUCGCAAGUAAUAACCAUUAUGGAAUAAUGAGCUCAUCUUCUUCUUCAAAUGCGACGAACAUCAACUCUCUUAGUCAAGUUUUCCAAAAUGUUAGCAAUAAGCAACCUGGAGAGUUUAAUUUAACUGCAACACCAGGCAGUGUAGCUAUGCGAGAUUCAAUAAUGGCUUCAUCAACUAGUCUCGAUCAAGUUUUGAUUAUGCAAUCCAGUGGAAAACAUAAUGACCCAGUUCAGUUAAAGCUACAACAAGGUAAUUCAAGUUCUAUAGAGAAUGAUUUAACAAGAGAUUUUCUUGGAAUGAGUGGUGGUCAAUCUGGUCGUCCAUUUUUGCCUCAAGAUUUAGCUAAAUUUGCUUCAAUAAGCUCCGCCAUGGGUCUAAGCCAAUUCACUAGCAAUCCAUGAACGUGUAAAUUGUUAGAAUAUAUAUUUGUUAGAAUUAUAUA